CACAGCUGUUGCUGCAGGAAGAGGAGGGAGGAGGAGCAUGGCUUGUUUAGCCUUGGUGUCAGAGCUGGGGAAAGAUGCAGCUCUCUCUGGGAACUGUACUCCCUUCCCUUUGGGAAAGAGCCUCCCUGCAGACCCUCCUUCUCUUCUCUGCCACCUUCCUCAUCCUGGCACAGUAUCUGCAGAGGAGGAGGCAGCAUCACAACUACCCCCCUGGCCCUCCUGGGCUGCCCAUAUUGGGCAACUUAUUCCAGAUGGACUUUAAAAACCCCCAAAUAAUUAUUCAAAAGCUUUCCAGGAAAUAUGGAAAUAUUUACUGCACACAUGUUGGCAGUUACAACUUUAUAAUGGUAACUGGAUUGCCAUUGAUCAAGGAGGUCCUGGUCAACCAAGCCCAGGUGUUUAUUGAUCGUCCCCAAGCUCCUAUCCACCUCCAUGUCUUUCAAUCACUCGGCUUAAUCAUGUCUAAUGGCCAAGGGUGGAGACAGCAAAGAAGAUUUGCCUUAAUGACCCUAAGGAACUUGGGUUUGGGAAAGAAGAGGCUAGAAGAUCACAUCUUGGAGGAGGCCAAGUAUCUCACUGAGGCUAUCAGGAAAGAAAAAGGACAGCCCUUUGACCCCCACUUUCAGAUCAACAAUGCUGUUUCCAAUAUCAUCUGCUCCAUAACUUUUGGACAUCGCUAUGAGUACCAUGAUUCUCAGUUCCAGGAGCUGCUGAAGAGUUUGGAUGAUGUCAGCGUCCUCUUAGGCAGUUGGGAAUGUCAGCUCCUCAGUAUGUUUCCCUGGAUAAUGAAAUUCCUGCCAGGAGCUCACCAGAAGCUCUUUAGAGAAUGGAAAAAGCUAGAAAUUUUUGUAGAAAACGUGGUCAAACAACAUAAGGAAGACCCAAACCCAGAGGACACCCUGGACUUCAUUGGUGCUUACCUGAAGGAGCUGUCCAAGGAUAACAUCCAUUCAAGUUUUAAUGAAAAAAAUUUAGUCUUCUGCACCCUGGACCUCUUCAUAGCUGGCACAGAGACAAUUUCAACCACUCUGAGGUGGGCACUGCUGUAUAUGGCCCUUUAUCCAGAGAUCCAAGGCAAAAUACAAGCUGAGAUUGACCGGGUGAUUGGCCAAUCCAGGCAACCCACCAUGACUGAUAGAGAGAUUCUGCCCUAUACUAAUGCAGCUAUUCAUGAAGUUCAGAGAAUGGGUGAUAUUAUUCCUUUCAAUGUGAUCAGGGUGGCCACAGUUGAUACCACAGUGGCAGGAUACCACGUGCCAAAGGGCUCUGCGAUGAUGACUAACCUGAAAGCUUUGCACAGAGACCCCAAGGAGUGGGCUACCCCAGAAACCUUCAACCCGGAACAUUUCCUUGAGAAUGGUCAAUUUAAGAAGAGAGAGUCCUUUCUGCCUUUCUCAAUAGGAAAGAGGGUGUGCCUGGGAGAACAGCUGGCUCGAACUGAGCUCUUCCUUUUCUUCUCUUGCCUGCUCCAGAAAUUCACAUUCCAGGCUCCCCCAAACACCAAGCUGAGCCUGGACUCCCGAUAUGGCAUGACUGUCUCUCCUGCCUCCUACCAAAUCUGCGCCCUUCCUCGAGUGAUGUAGGCCAAGCCAGGCCUGUAGGGUGGUCUUCCAAGAGGGGAUGGGGAAGGCCUUCAAACCAUCCUCAUCCUCAAGGGUUCACCAACCUUGGAGUUUGGGUGGGGAAAAGGAGAGAAGUCAAGGAGGGGGUAGAAGAUGAGAAAGAAGCAAGGGAGAUAUCUGUCACCUAAUUCAAAGUUCCUAGCACUAAUGCCACUGAAAGGAAAGCACAAAGUGUCCUUGCUGGACUUGGAGUCCAAGGACCUGGAUUCAAAUCCCAGCCCUGCCGAUUACUAGCUGGGUAACCUUGGGAAAUUUAAGGUCCUGCCUCAGUUUCCUCAUCUAAAAUGAGUAGGAGGAAGAUUUCUAAGGUCUCUUCCAACUUAAAUCUAAAACCUUGUGAUGCUAUAAACAGAGGAUCAAUGCUUCUCCUCCCCUACCUCUAGCAGUGGGGCCAGAUCAUUCCUUUUUGUUCUCCUGCUUUUAUGACUCAUACACUGGGUGUGAUUUUAGAGUAGGGUUCAGAGAGUUUAUGUGAGUUGCAGGAGGCAUCCACAGGUUGAUGAAGAUGAUCCUUAGAGAUCUGCAUCAAUUGUAAACUUGUGAAGAGAGACUGUUUUCAUUAUGUCUUUGAAUCUACAGCAUCCAGCCCCGUGCCUGACUGGAAAAGGAGCCCAAUAUACACUUGCUGAUUGUUUCCUCUCUGAAUCACUCACUUUCAUGUUCAUUAUUUCCCUUUACUUUCACACUGUGAAAUAUUAACUCAUCAGCUAAAGAGCUAGGUUCCUCAUUCAUAUUAAAAUCUUUGUUAUAGAUGAUAAAUCAUAAUCAAUCCAUUAUUAAUUAUAGUGACAUGAGGCUAGGAAUGCCUACACCUUGAGAAUUGCUAAUCUGUUAAGAUUCUCUGUUCCUUUAAAUGUUCCCUAUUCUUGUCAAAGAUGUUUACACAAAGUACAUUUCCAUACUGAUAAUGGAAACUCUUGUAAUAUUCCAGCUAAUCAGAAAAUGUAAGCACCCAUGUGAAUCAUUGUGAUCAAUGUUCAUCAUCUAUUAUUUAUGUUUUCUUUUCACAUGUUCUGCAAUUACACUAUAAAAAGGCUCUGAGUUCACAGUUAGAUCUUUUUACCAAAUAAGUUUGUCAUGGACCCAUUUUGCUGGCCAAAUUGUUAGCCAUUGCUAAUAAAGUAAUCAUGCUUAGAA
Molecule: messenger RNA, 2759 nt
Organism: Vombatus ursinus (common wombat)
Lineage: Eukaryota; Metazoa; Chordata; Mammalia; Diprotodontia; Vombatidae
Product: cytochrome P450 2J2-like
Exons: 9
Coding region: 75-1583 (502 amino acids)
Biological process (GO): xenobiotic metabolic process
Cellular component (GO): cytoplasm; intracellular membrane-bounded organelle
Molecular function (GO): heme binding; iron ion binding; oxidoreductase activity, acting on paired donors, with incorporation or reduction of molecular oxygen, reduced flavin or flavoprotein as one donor, and incorporation of one atom of oxygen
Source: RefSeq, a predicted model, not a curated record